Pectinophora gossypiella (pink bollworm) is the source of this 402-nucleotide messenger RNA. RefSeq names its product pro-corazonin (gene Crz). The record is from RefSeq and is a predicted model, not a curated record. NCBI's taxonomy places the organism in Eukaryota, Metazoa, Arthropoda, Insecta, Lepidoptera, Gelechiidae. Gene Ontology annotation, biological process: positive regulation of heart contraction. The coding region runs from base 83 to 394 and encodes 103 amino acids. Gene Ontology annotation, molecular function: corazonin receptor binding. The transcript is spliced from 4 exons.
CAACGGUCUUCUACUUUCAAACAGUUCGUCAAAGCAACGCCAUUUCCGGAUUUAAUUCAAAAUUGGAAAAUAAGAAUCCAGUAUGGUGACGAACAUAACAACACUCCUGAUCCUAGUGACGCUGUCAGCUGUCACUGCGCAGACAUUCCAGUACUCCCGCGGCUGGACCAAUGGGAAGCGAGACGGGCAUAAGAGGAGUGAAGACUUGAGGGAUAUCUCUAACCUGGAGAGGAUCCUGAGCCCGUGCCAGAUGAACAAGCUAAAGUAUCUGCUGGAGGGAAAGCCUAUUAGUGAGCGAGUCCUGGCGUCCUGCGACUACGCAGAUGACGACGACAACCAGCCGAAGCGGUACAAACACGACAGAAAUGCAGAUCUAUUUGAUACUUUCCAAUAAUUUUACAA